Nothobranchius furzeri (turquoise killifish) is the source of this 1011-nucleotide messenger RNA. RefSeq names its product OCIA domain-containing protein 1. NCBI's taxonomy places the organism in Eukaryota, Metazoa, Chordata, Actinopteri, Cyprinodontiformes, Nothobranchiidae. Gene Ontology annotation, cellular component: endosome. The record is from RefSeq and is a predicted model, not a curated record.
AGCAGUUCAUUUUCCACUUCCGGGUUAUGUAAGUGUUGCAGAAGCUAUGACAUUGUUCCUAACAACAAACGAGUUGGUCUCUUGAGUGACUUAUACUUUGUUUUCCUACAUGCAUUGAAGUCUCGGGCGUUCUCGUCAUCAUGUCAUCUACUCCCGCAGACUUUACAGAGGUGCGGCAGCGCGUACCGGCGCAGAUGCCCCUGGGUAUGGACUACGUCCUCACGGAGGAGGAGAAGAGGAUAAUGCUGGAGUGCAGGCGUGAGAGCUUCUUUUAUAGAUCUGUGCCCUUUUCUGUGAUCAGCAUGGCCAUCACUCAGGCCCUAGUGACCAGAGGAGCUCUUUCUGCAUCACCCAGGUUUGGAUCGCUACCCAAAGUGGCCUUUGCUGGCUUCUGUGGCUUCCUGGCUGGGAAUAUUUCGUACGGGAAGACGUGCCUGGAGAAGUUCAAGAGGCUAGAGAACUCUCCUCUGGGAGAAAUCCUGAGGCAGAGGGCAGGGAUGCCUCGACAUCACUCCAGCGGUGGUCAGUCGGAGCGGAACGACCCUAACACCUCUUCGUUUGACGCCAUGUUCCAGCCAACAGAAGCUCCAAACACACCCAGCCUCGACGACGACGACUACGGAUUCAACCCUGAUGAACCUGUUCAAGCGGGUCGAGCAGAUGACUUUAGUGCUCCAGUUCAGUCUUACAUGGACGAGAACGCGGAGCCUAGGAAGAAACCCGUCCUCUAUGAGGACCUGAGACACAAAAACAGAGAGAACUACGAGGUGACGCUCAUUCAGAAGGCAGACACGAUGGUCAGAGCUCCAUCAGAGGAGUCAGAAAGGCCUAAAAAGCAGGUGAAGAAGAACAUCUAUGGAGACACGUGGGAGGAAUAAGGCCGAUGACUGGGUCCGAGCUGUGAUAACACUGAUGCUGCGGGACUCACUGAUGACUUUUAGUCUAGUUUGUGUGAGUUUUUGAGUAAAAGACAUUUGAAGCAUAAAUAAAGACAAACUGGAUGGCUGAUGA